Molecule: messenger RNA, 1737 nt
Organism: Cyclopterus lumpus (lumpfish)
Lineage: Eukaryota; Metazoa; Chordata; Actinopteri; Perciformes; Cyclopteridae
Gene: cdc20
Product: cell division cycle 20 homolog
Exons: 11
Coding region: 135-1625 (496 amino acids)
Biological process (GO): anaphase-promoting complex-dependent catabolic process; positive regulation of ubiquitin protein ligase activity; positive regulation of anaphase-promoting complex-dependent catabolic process
Cellular component (GO): anaphase-promoting complex
Molecular function (GO): ubiquitin ligase activator activity; anaphase-promoting complex binding; protein binding
Source: RefSeq, a predicted model, not a curated record
CUGGUAUUUAAACCGUGUCCCGUCAUCAACACGAAAUUCAAAUUUGAGGAGGAGACGACAGAGAAAGUCCAGUGCUGCCCCAGAGUAUUCCACGUUUUCUUGACCAGGUUGUGUGACAAAUUGGAUAAACAAAAAUGGCGCAGUUUGGGUUUGAGAACGACAUCCACAGUAUCUUGAAGCUGGACAUGCCCAUCACUAACGGUCCCAUGGCGAGGUGGCAGAGGAAGGCCAGCUCAUCAAGCGCAUCGUCCUUGAACGCGUUGUCGCCUGGCAAGUCUGCCGGUGUGUCCCUCGGCUCAUCAAAAACGCCGAGCAAAACGCCAGGCAAAAACAAAAAAUCCACACCCUCUAAGGUGGGGGGAGACCGCUAUAUUCCAACCAGAAACAGCAAACAAAUGGAUGUGGCAAGUUUCCUGCUGUCAAAGGAGAAUGAGCCUGUGGACACCAACAACGCAACUGGAACAUCAGAAAGCCAGAAAGCCUGGUCGAUAGCCCUAAAUGGAUACAACAUUGAAGACGCAAAGAUCCUGCACCUUGGAGGGAAACCAUUGAAUGCUCCUGAAGGUUAUCAAAACAACUUGAAAGUGCUCUACAGUCAAGGUGCAACUCCUGCCUCUGUCAAAAAGACAAGAUACAUAUCUUCUACUCCUGACAGAAUCUUGGAUGCUCCUGAGCUUCGAAAUGAUUUCUAUUUAAAUCUGCUUGACUGGAGCAGUCGCAAUAUUCUCGCAGUCGCGCUUCAUAACAGUGUUUACCUGUUGGAUGCCACCCAAGGAGACGUCACUCUUCUCAUGACGUUGGAGCGCGAGGAGGACUACAUCUGCUCCCUGUCCUGGACCAAAGAGGGAACCUACCUAGCUAUUGGCACCAGUGACUGCAAAAUUCAGUUGUGGGAUGUCUAUAACCAGAAGCGUCUACGCAGCAUGAACAGCCAUACAUCUAGAGUUGUUAGCCUCAGCUGGAAUGACCAUGUUCUCUCCAGCGGCUCGAGAUCAGGGCACAUUCACCAUCAUGAUGUGAGGGUGGCAGACCACCACAUCGCCACACUCACUGGUCACACACAGGAGGUGUGCGGGCUGCAGUGGUCCCCUGAUGGGCGAUACCUAGCCAGUGGCGGCAAUGACAACAUGGUGUAUGUAUGGCCCCGUGUGCAGGAGGGCAGCCAGCCAGUCCGCUCCUUGAGUGAACAUCAAGGAGCUGUAAAGGCUUUGGCCUGGUGUCCGUGGCAGCCAAACCUCCUCGCAUCAGGAGGUGGCACCAGUGACCGUCACAUCCGCAUCUGGAAUGUAAACAGUGGCUCCUGCAUCAGUUCACUUGACACUCAGUCCCAGGUCUCGUCACUGGUGUUUGCACCCAACUAUAAGGAGUUGGUCUCUGCCCAUGGAUAUGCCCACAACAAUGUAGUUAUCUGGAAGUACCCCGCCCUCACCAGGGUUGCAGAGCUCAAUGGCCACGAGGACAGAGUCCUCAGUUUGAUUCUGAGUCCCGACGCCUCGACUGUCGCGACUGUUGCUGGGGACGAGACUAUCCGUCUGUGGAAGAGCUUUGAGAUGGAUCCUGUAAAGAAGGCCAAAGAGGGGCUGGUCAAAUCAACUCGCGGUGCCAUUAGUCAGUCAAUCAGAUAAUUUGUCUCGUUUCGAGGAUUCUUUGGUCCAUGCUUAUGUUCAAAUGUUUUAUUUAAUCUACAAUAAAGAUAUCUACCCAGUAUUUUAGUUGACUGGAAACGUGCUGCUCAAA